Molecule: messenger RNA, 1124 nt
Organism: Blepharisma stoltei
Lineage: Eukaryota; Ciliophora; Heterotrichea; Heterotrichida; Blepharismidae
Source: the annotation of a GenBank genome assembly
AUGGAAACAUAUAGGGCUGGAUCGUGGGAUAUAGAGGUUUUUCAUGGAAAUUAUAUGAAAACAGAUGAGCUAAGCGCGUUGGGUGCAAGGUUAGGCAUUAAGAUCCCUGAUAUUGUAACGAAAAGUUAUGUGUGUUUUAAGAAUUCUGAAAGCAAGGUUGCUUAUAGAAUUGACCCAGAAGGCGCUUUGAACAUGUGCAGCUUGAGCUUAAGAAUGCAAAAGCUGCAAACUGAAGGAGAGCUUUACUAUGAUCAUAUUAACGUAAUUCCAGAGCCAGUUAGGGUCCAUCAUUCAGGAUCUUGGGCAAAUAAAACUUUGCCAAAAGACUCCCUUUUUAAUGAAGCUGAUUCUCUAUAUCUUUUCAUUAUAAAUUCGGAGAAUUAAGCUUUUAUAUGGAAAUCAGAAGCGAAUAAUAAAUAAUUUAGUUUUUGAGUUAUAAUUUAUCAAUGCUAUUAGAAUUUUUUGGUAUUUUUAUUUUUUAUCAGGGAAUUUUUUCUUAAAUCACAAUUUGGGAAAAAUAUUAUGAUAAUUUAUAGAAUAAAGAAUACAAAUCCAAGCAAAAGAAUUUGAUCCAGGGUGCGAUUGAACAUAUUCUUCACCUUAUAAAGGCGAACUAUUACAAAUUGACUUGUCUCCUCAAAUUGAUCUAAAGUUUAGAGAAACCAAUGAAAAUAUCCCUUUAGAAAUGCUAGGAGUUGAUAACCCAAUCCUAUGAAGCACAGACAUUUUGCUCUAUGAGGACGAGCUAAACGACAACGGACACUCCCGCUUCAAUUUCAGAAUUCGUUGCAUGGAAGACUGCUUUUUCGCACUCAUAAGGUCUUAUCUCCGAGUAGAUCAUGUAAUAGUCAGAAUCAUAGAUACUCAAAUUUUUCACAAAUUCUCAGAAAGGAAGAUCUUAAGAGAAUUUCAGCUAAAAGAAGCUGAUUUUGAUGCGCUUCGGUCCAGUGGCUUCGAUAUUUCUCCACAGUGACUAAUUGAUCCUUAUCAAAGCGAUAUAGUCUAUCCCAAUUUCUUUAAUUACCCUUUUUUCAUAUUUAACUCAUAUAAAAUCUAUUUCAAUGAUAUUUUUAUAUCAAUUUUUGCCACUAAAAUUUAGCUUUAAGGACUACUUAGAAUAUUAA